Rubroshorea leprosula is the source of this 2254-nucleotide messenger RNA. NCBI's taxonomy places the organism in Eukaryota, Viridiplantae, Streptophyta, Magnoliopsida, Malvales, Dipterocarpaceae. The record is from the annotation of a GenBank genome assembly.
AAACAAAGAUUUGGGAAUCAUCACAAUGCUCUCUAAACCACUCUGCCUCCUUUUUUUCUUCCUCUGUCUUAAAACUGCCUUCUCAUCCUCUAUACAUGCUUCUUCCUUCUCAACAACACAUCUCUGCUCUCAUGAAGAGGCUCUUGCUUUGCUGCAAUUCAAGACAUCCUUUUCCAUCAAUUACACUAUUCCUUAUCCAUAUGAUCCAGAUUAUUGUGUGGAUAAUUUUUAUACUAAACCUAAUUAUUCUAAGAUUGAGUCAUGGAAGGAAGGUAUAGACUGUUGUUCCUGGGAUGGGGUCAGCUGUGAUAAUGUCACAGGUCAUGUAAUUGCCCUUAAUCUCAGCUGCAGUUUCCUUGAUGGCACCUUUCCUUCCAACAGCACUCUUUUCUUCCUCAGAAACCUACAGAGCCUCAAUCUUGCCUUGAAUGAUUUUAGGCUUUCCAAGAUUCCACCAGAAAUCAGUCAAUUUACUAGACUAAAGCAUCUUGAUAUCUCUUAUUCUCGAUUUUCGAGUCAUGUUCCUGGAGAAAUUGCUCACCUCCCCAAGUUAGUUUCUCUCAAUCUCUCUGGUUACCUUUAUGAUGAUCCUCCUGAAUUGAUCCUUGAAACAACUACCUUUAGAAAUCUUGUUCACAACUUGAGUGAGGUGAGAGAACUUGUGCUUGAAGGAGUGAACAUGACAUCUGUUAAUCCUCGUUUCUUCAUGAAUCUCUCUUCUUCUUUGACUACUCUUAAUCUUUGGGGUUGGGGUUGGGAGACUGGGUUAAGAGGAAACUUUCCAAACAGUAUUUUCCGCUUUCCAAAUCUCAAGUUUUUUUAUUUAGGUGGAGAGGGAAACCUCACCAUUGAUCUUCCAAGUUCCAACUGGAGCAGUCCUCUCCAAGAAUUGUAUUUAAAUGUCAUGGAUUGCGGAAGGCGAUUGCUAGAGUCUAUAGGAGAUCUAAAGUCAUUACAAUCUCUAAGUCUUGGCCGCAACUUGGAAGUCUCUGAGAUUUUGCUGAAGCGGGGAGUCUUUAUUGGGGCAAUGCUUUGUUGUCUUUUGGUUUUCGCGUGUAAGAGAGUGCUUGUGGUGGAGGAAGUGUUGAAUGCAGGGUAUGGAGUGAUUGAGCAGUGGGCAUUGUUGUUGAGGAAUGCGUGGCCUAAGGUUUCUAUGGUUCUUAAGAUUUUCAAAGAGCAAGGUGUGAUUUUGACUGCACUUUUACGUCUAUCUGCAUUCUUCUUAUGGCAGAGACUUCUUCUCAUGGCAGAGACUUCUAUAAUUCUUGAUAGUAAAGUUCAUGCAGCAGUAUUACUGUUGUCUUGUUUGGUUUGGAGGAUGAUGCUGGUUCAUGAGCUGGCUGAAAAAGAGUCUGAAGAUGGUGUAUUUCAAAUGCUUCACAGUGAUGUAACUUGGUUUUUGACCACCAUUCUUAUUGGCACUAAGCUGGUCAAUAUUGGAGCAAUUGCUUUAGUGACAGAUGCAGCAACAGCUAUAUUUGGAGAAGCUGGUGUUAGUGCAGCAACAGCUAUAUUUGACUAUGAAUUAAAGCUGAUGCUACGUGGGGCAGAGUUGAGUGGAGCAAUAAAGAAGGAAGAGCAGGAUAUGAUUGAAAAUGUAUUAGAGAUAAAGGAUACUCAUGUUAGAGAGGUCAUGACACCCCUUGUCGAUGUGGUUGCAAUUGAUGCAAGUGCAACUCUUGUUGAUUUCCACCAUCGGCGGGUGACUCACCAAUAUUCAAGGGUACCUAGUUUUGAGCAGCAUGUUGACAAUAUAGUUGGCAUUGUAUAUACAAUGGAUCUACUUGAUUUUGUUCAGAAGGGUGAGCAACCUGAAGGUUCUAGUGUGGGAGACAUAGCUCACAAACCUGCCUACUUUGUGCCUGAAGCUUUGGCACAUAACAUUGGUAUCAGGUUCAACAUGAUAGUAACCUUAGAAGAUGUGGUUGAGGAGAUUGUUGGAGAAAUCUUUGAUGAAAAUGAUUCGAAGGAGGAGAUUCAGAAGAAAACUGGCUAUAUUGCAAUGAGAGCAGAGGGAGUAUAUGAUGUUGAUGCCAACACAUCUAUUUAGUAUUUAUUUGCUAUCUGAGGACUUGAACAUCAAAAUGCCAGAGGUAUGUUAUUCCACCCUCUUCCUAGUUUUCAUUGUUAUGAUGUAUAGAGCACCGAAUGGAGUAUUUGAACUUUAAAGCUAAAAAAUCAAUUAUUAGGAUUAUUUCUGUAUUGUACACUUCUCCUGCCAUUUCCACAGCCUCAUUAAAAUUUCAUUCUCUGC